AUGGAUAAAUUGGGACUGUAUGACCCAGUUGUUGUUUUCGUUGUUGUUGUUGUUGUUGCUGCUGCUGCUGCUGCUGGUGGUGGUGGUGGUGGCGAUGGUGGUGAGUCGAUUUGA
This is a messenger RNA of Echinostoma caproni, 114 nucleotides long. Lineage: Eukaryota; Metazoa; Platyhelminthes; Trematoda; Plagiorchiida; Echinostomatidae. The record is from the annotation of a GenBank genome assembly.